Messenger RNA from Rotaria sp. Silwood2, 3132 nucleotides. NCBI's taxonomy places the organism in Eukaryota, Metazoa, Rotifera, Eurotatoria, Philodinida, Philodinidae. The record is from the annotation of a GenBank genome assembly.
AUGGCUACUAUUGCUGCAUCAAAUGAUGAUUUUAAGAUAAAAGCUGAUGAUCAAUGUCUGGAAAUCUUUUGCCUUAUUUGGCUUAAUGCUAAUCCAAGCGCUAAAGAUAAUCGAGAUACAGAACAAAAGCUACGUUCUAUCAUUAAUCAAUUCAAAAGAUUUCACGAUGUAGUUCAGUGUAAACAGUUUGUUGAAGGGCGACCAAAAACCGAUCGGUUAGUCAUGAUUGUCAGUGGUCAAUUGGGGCGCGAAAUAGUCCCAUCUAUUCAUAAACUUCGACAAGUUAUAUCGAUUUACGUGUAUUGUCAGGAUAAAGCAGGCCAUGAAAAAUGGGCUUGCAAGUUUUGGAAAGUAAAAGCGGUUGUUGAUAAAUUUGAAGAACUCAUUUCUCAAAUUAAAGCUGAUCACAAAAUUCAAAAAGUUGUUGAAGAACCAUUGUCAAUUAAUACUUUUACUACCGGUAAAUCAACAGGAGGCGUUAAUGACAAUAUUCAUAUGAUCUUUUUAUUUCGUGAAUAUAUCUCUGAUAUUCAGCGUCAGCUGAAACAUCAUCAAGCCAAGAAAACGCUGCGUGUUUAUCGAGGCCAAAUGAUAUCAAGUGAUGAACUGAAAACUUUAGAGAAAUGCCGUGGACAAUUUAUCUCCAUCAGUUCAUUUUUUUCUACGAGUACCGACGAAAAACAAGCUCGUGGCUUUCUGAAUGCUUCCAACGCUGCAGAAAAUGUGGAACCGGUAUUAUUUGAAAUCAUUGCCGAUCCUGAAGUAGCUGCUAAAAAACCAUUUGCUGACAUUAGUGUAUGCAGUGACUUUCCUGGCGAGUCGGAAAUACUCUUUAUGCUUGGAUCUAUUUUUCGUUUGAAUAGCAUCGACCGAAAUGGUGAUGGUCAAGUGUGGAUCAUCCAAAUGAAUUUAUGUAGUGAGCAUGAACACGAAUUAAAAAAUGUUCUUAUCCAUAUGAAAAACAAACUCUACAGUGGAGAAACAACUCUUCGAACAUUAGGAAGCGUUUUAUGGGAAAUGGGAAAAUUUAAUCUAGCUGAAAAAUACUUAAUUCGUUUCUUGGAUACAAUAUCACCCGAUGAUUCUUUACUUGCUAGUUUGUAUGAAGAUCUUGCAAAACUCGCAUCGCAUGCCGGUGACUAUGACAAGAGUGUCCAAUGGCAUCAAAAAGGCUUAGCACUACAAAGUCAAAAAACCUUGUCUACCGUUUACGAGAUUAAUAAAUCAAACAAUUCGACAGAAGGUAUUCAUCAUGCAUUCGUUAUGGAUGAAAAGCAGCCACACAGAACCUCUGCUGGUGGCUCAUUGUUUUCAUCUAUUGUAGAUAAAUCCAAGGACUUAUCAUCAUCUUUGCCUACUAGUAGUGAAUCAAGUAUAGUACCAGUCGUCACCACCACAAGUGAAACUACUGUGCGUCCUAGGCGCGCUCGUCAAAAUUUAUCAAGCUUUGUUCUAAUUUGGCUUGACGCUACAUUUAAUGAAUUUGAGGAUUACUUUAAAAAUUCAUUGCAACAUUUAAGACAAAUCGUGCCAUCAAUCACAACUUUUACAGAUGCUGAGGAAUGUAUUACUUUUAUCAGUGAAAUCAAAGGAGAAAAAGUAUAUCUGAUUGUAUCUGGCUCAUUAGGACAGCACAUUAUACCAAAGAUUCAUGCAUGGUCGCAAUUAGAAUCUGUAUAUAUUUUUUGCAGCAAUAAAUCAGUUCAUGAGAGGUGGGCAGAAGAGUGGCCAAAAGUAAAGAGUGUUUACACACAAAUCAAACCUAUUUGCGAAGCGUUACAAGCAGACUACGAAAAUUGUGACCAAGUCAUGGUUUCAAUCUCAUUUUCCGACAUUGAACCAACGUUUAUGUAUACACAGUUAUUAACAGAAGCACUUUUAGAAAUCGAAGAUGACGAUCAGAAGUCAAUUAAAGAUUUCGUUCACUACUGCCGUCAACAAGAUAAUAUUGAUGAAGCGGAGAUUAGCAAGAUUGAACGUGAGUAUCUUAACCAUUCAACAAUAUGGUGGUAUACUGCACCGUAUUUCAUGUAUUCAAUGAUCGCCCGGGGUCUCCGACUCAUGGAUAUUGAUAUCAUUAGUAAAAUGGGAUUUUUUAUUCGUCACUUACACAUGCAUAUUAAGAGAUUAUAUCAUGAACAACAAUCCAAGAUCAAGAUAAAAGCACCGUUCCAAGUUUUCCGUGGUCAAGGACUGUCAAUUGAACAUUUCCAGGAAAUGAAACAAAGGCUGGGCAGACUUAUGUCCUUUAAUAACUUCCUUUCAACAAGUCUGGAUCGCAACAUAAUGCUUGAACAAUAUUCAAAGAUAGCAGCACUUCAUAAUCCAAAUAUAGUUGGUAUUCUGUUUGUAAUGAAAAUUGAUCCGGCAUUAUGUGCUCAGUCAUUCAUUCCUUUCGCUCAUGUUAAAGAGGAAGGAUACUACAAAGAUAUGGAAAAAGAAAUUUUAUUUUCUACACACACAAUCUUCCGCAUUGAUCGAAUCGAACGAAUUCCUGAUAAGCAAACUGAUCGACUUUAUCAAGUCUACCUCACUCUCACAAAUAAUAGAGAUCACGAACUGAGUGGGCUUACCGAACACUUACGUCAAGACCUGGAUAAUACGACAGGAUGGUCUCGAUUUGCUCGUAUACUUAUUAAACUUGGAGAAUUCCGGACAGCAGAAUAUCUCUACCAAAUCCUGCUUCCAGAAGCUUCUUCUCAUAAAGAUUGCGUCGAUUACAAUCUUCAACUUGGUACCAUCUAUAAUAACAUGGGAGAGUAUUCCAAAGCUCUUUCAAUGCAUGAACGAUCACUUGAAAUCCGAAAAAAAGCUCUCCCACCGAAUCAUCCUGACUUGGCUACCUCCUACAACAAUAUCGGCAUGGUGUAUGAUAACAUGGGAGAGUAUUCAAAAGCUUUUUCAAUGCAUGAACGAUCACUUGAAAUCCGAGAAAAAGCUCUCCAACCGAAUCAUCCUGACUUGGCUACUUCAUACAAAAACAUGGGCAAUCUUCACGAGCACAUGAAAGAUUACAAAAGGGCGCUGUCAAAGUACGAAAAAGCACGAGGUAUAUGGGAAUGGUCACUACCACCAGGACAUCCACAUACUAAACUAGUGAAAAGCAACAUUAACCGAAUAAAGAAAAUAUAA